Malaya genurostris is the source of this 3842-nucleotide messenger RNA. RefSeq names its product F-box/LRR-repeat protein 7 (gene Fbxl7). The transcript has 7 exons. Bases 1367 to 3688 code for a protein of 773 amino acids. Gene Ontology annotation, molecular function: protein binding. Gene Ontology annotation, cellular component: SCF ubiquitin ligase complex. Lineage: Eukaryota; Metazoa; Arthropoda; Insecta; Diptera; Culicidae. The record is from RefSeq and is a predicted model, not a curated record. Gene Ontology annotation, biological process: SCF-dependent proteasomal ubiquitin-dependent protein catabolic process.
UGGCCUACGCGAUCGCGGGUUUACGAAUUGUCGCCGAGGACUCUACGCAUAUCUAGCAGACACGAUUUCGCGACUAUUGACGUGUGGUGCUUCGGGCACUUACUUUCCUGUUGCGGUCCACCAUCGUUGCUGAUGUUGGUGGACUCUGGCUCCUUCUUGUGUUGGUGCUGUUACAAGUGUUGUUCUUGUUAUUGUUGUUGCUGGUUUCGUUGAUGCUAUCUCUUUCAUGUCCGUGCCAUCCAGCGAUCGAUCAAGAGUGAAAUAGUUGGAUAUUCCAGAGUGGUACCAGUUCGAAACAACAUAAAGUGAAAGAUUAAUAAGAAUCAUUUCAAUGUACUAUGGCCGAUGCGCAUAGAAAAAAAAUGCUGCUUGAGUGUAUGUGAGGACAUGUCAUUCCUUAGGCCAUUGUACUGAAAGUUUUGUGUAAAUUUUAUGUUUUUGUUUUUAACUAACAUUUUACACUCCCAUUUAUCGAUGGUUGACUCAACUUUCCGAUACGGUGGGUAAUUUUACUUGAAAUAAGUUCUUAUUAAGAAAAUGCCAAUGCUAAUAGACGUGAGAUAUUCGAGUCGCAAAUACUGAUUGUGCUUAACAACUACAACGGAAGGUCAACCUAAUCUCGAUUGUAGAUACUAAAAUGGGAUGAAAUUUCACUUGUUCGAAAGUAGUUAAAUUUUGCAGCUGUUUAACGCACAGUUAUGCGCAGCGGUUCGGCGAAGAAAAAAAAAGUGUCUCCAUAAGUUGUCCAUCGUAAAUUCAAAAGCAGAGUAUAGUGGUGUUGACAUAUGCAAGAAGGCAAAAAUGCUAUAGUUACAGGAAUGGUCCAACUGGGGGCAAUGUGCGUGAAAAGUUGUAAAAUUUGUGAAUACCAAUAACACCCGUCGGCGAGCAUUGAAAUCCAAAUUCGAUGAUGCUUAAAAUGAGAUGAAAUCUAUUGUGAUCCACUGUACGUAAGUCAGCGCACGUACGACUACCCAUGCACAAGUGAACCUGUGGUGAUCGAAUGUGAAACGAGAAAAAAAAAUUUAACGCUUCAAUGUACUAGUGUUGCCAAACAGCUAUUGUAACCAUUCAGCAUCGGUCUCGGUGCGGUAGGUCCCGCCGUGAAGCUCCUGUACCGCCGAUCGCCGCUUUCGCGCGGUCCGUGACUGCGAGCUGAGGAAGUGUCGGAGAGCCAAAGCUCGGCCUUUGCCACGCUAACGUUUCUGCGGAGAGCGAAGAAUUUUGCAUAUUACUACUGCCUGGACGAAAUCGACGAAUAUGAAAACGUGUGUUUAUAAGAAAUGUAUAACAAUAAGGUCAUAAUAAGGUAGUGGCGUGAUGGAGUUCCGAAUAAUAAAAAUAAGGUAACACACCAGUGUCCAACAUGUCGCUCCCCCAGCGACGAGGGGCUCCAGUGGAGUGUCCGCUUGCUUCUCUGGGGCGCAACACUCCCUCGAUGGAUGCCCUCCAGUAUCAUCAUCCGUUGAGCUCAAGCCCACUGGAUCCUCAGGCCUAUCAGAUGUCGAGGAAGACACCGAUUCUUGGAAUCGACUCGGAGCUUUAUACGACCGAAACCAGUCUCGUAAAUAGUCACGUAACCUCGAACGGUUGCAAAAGUGAAAAGGCUCAAGAAAAUGGAAAUAUGAUUUCGAGGAGUUCGUCGUCAUCGCUCGAUCAAAGCACAUCGUUCCUUCACCAACCACCUCCACCAACUGUUAGCAGACGAGGAGAUUAUCGCCCGCUACGACCUAGAGCAUACACUCCCAUAGAUGCACUGUUGACCAACACGUAUCAGCACCAUCAGCGAUUAUCGCCCGUCAUGAUGAACAUCCAACGAAGUCGCGUAAAUUAUCAAUCCGAAGGACAACCACUGACUUCGCUUUCUGAAGCCGAUCGUUACUUUCUGGAGGAAAAAAUGGACUCGCUCUACAUUCAAGGUGCCAUCCGACGAAACGUAAACACACCGUCCAGUUUAACACGCAAUCAAUCCGGAAGCAGUAACAACACCGAACGUUACUACCUGGAAAAUGAAAACAUCGACGCGAUCUACAAUUUCUGCCACCCAGCGGCAGGCGUGACAGCACUCAACUCGCACAACUCAUCUUCAAAGGCUUCUUCGAGUCACAACGAUUGUCUAGAUUCUAGUUCACCCAAUCUCCUGCGGAGAGCGUCCAGUCCGGAGACCAGUGGUUCCGAUCGGUACCUAAUCGACCGGAUACGAGGUUCUCCGGCUUAUCACGGGAGAAAUGAACGAAUCUCUCAGCAGAUGAAGGCCCCAACGACAGAUUUCGUCGACGGAAGAAUACAUCUAACCAAGUCACAACACUUCAAUGAUGGCCUUUCGCGAUACGGUCGCUUUUCUCCGAGCUUGGACCAAGGCUACCACACGCUAGUAUCUCCGUCACCAUCCGGUCAACAGCAGUCAUCUAUUCCGGCUUCGUGGAACACAGCAGCGCCCAGUAGUAGCUUAUCAACGGCCAACGGCACAGGCAGCCUGAACAGCAGUAAUCAGCUCAUCAAUGGUAGCCUUGGUGACAGUGAUUUACUCAAUGGUAGCAGCAGUAUUUUGUACCGCUCUGGGCCACUGUUCGACAGACUCUCAGACGAUUUAAUGGCGAAGGUAUUCGAAUGGCUCGAUAGCCGCGAACUGUGCAAUAUAGCGCGUGUUUGUAAACGAUUCGAAACAGUUAUCUGGAAUCCUGCACUUUGGAAAAUUAUCAAGAUUAAAGGAGAAAAUAACAGCGGAGAUAGAGCAAUCAAAACAAUCUUAAGGAGACUUUGUGGACAAACUCGAAAUGGUGCGUGUCCUGGCGUGGAACGAGUGCUACUAAGUGACGGCUGUAGACUAGGAGACAAAGGGCUGCAACUAUUGUCGCGGAGAUGUCCUGAAAUUACCCACUUGCAGGUUCAAAACAGUGUGACCAUUACAAAUCAAGCUUUGUUCGAUUUGGUUACCAAAUGUACGAACUUGCAACAUCUUGAUAUAACCGGAUGCGCUCACAUUACUUGCAUUAAUGUCAAUCCGGGCCUUGAACCUCCACGUCGAUUGCUACUACAGUAUCUAGAUCUUACUGAUUGUGCUUCGAUUUCGGACUCGGGGCUCAAAAUAAUAGCCAAGAAUUGUCCUCUGUUGGUUUAUCUCUAUUUAAGACGAUGUGUUCAAGUAACAGAUGCUGGCCUAAAAUUUAUCCCUAAUUUCUGCAUAGCUUUACGGGAGCUGAGCGUAUCGGAUUGCACCAGCAUUACGGACUUCGGUCUGUACGAGCUGGCCAAAUUGGGUGCUACGCUGCGCUACCUUUCGGUGGCCAAAUGUGAUCAAGUUUCAGACGCUGGUCUGAAAGUGAUCGCACGACGGUGCUACAAGAUGCGUUAUCUAAAUGCACGUGGCUGUGAGGCAGUAAGUGAUGAUUCCAUCAACGUACUCGCUCGAUCAUGUCCUCGGUUGCGCGCCCUUGAUAUCGGCAAGUGUGACGUCAGUGAUGCUGGACUGCGGGCGCUAGCUGAAAGCUGUCCAAAUCUGAAAAAGCUCAGUUUACGCAACUGUGAUAUGAUAACUGACCGGGGGAUUCAAUGUAUUGCCUAUUAUUGUCGGGGACUACAGCAGCUCAAUAUUCAGGAUUGUCAGAUUUCGAUCGAAGGAUAUCGAGCGGUAAAGAAAUACUGCAAACGAUGUGUCAUCGAACACACGAAUCCAGGAUUUUGUUAGCGUCUUGAUAUGUACGAUAGUUAUGCUCUCUAAACUUUUGAAAGAAUUAUAGUAAAUUGUUCUUUACGUUCGAUUUUCGAGUAUAUAGUUUUGCCAAAAAACAUUGAACAGACAUUUUGUUAUUAACAUUAUUUAAAUAGUAAAAUAUUUUAUU